UGGUUUGUUGUUGUCUGUGGGAGAUUUCUUACUCGUUAAACUUCAUUAAUUACAUCGUAAUUGGGCGUAUCUUGCAAAAAAAUCGCUACUACAAAGAACAAUUCGACAGAUCGCUUUGCUUUUUUCCAGAUUGAAUGCGCUGGAUGAUUGAAAUCAUCUUAAAAAACAAAAAAGCUGUUAUACUCGUUAUACUGACUUUCCAAGUAAGUGAGAAGACUCGAACGACAUCUUCAUGAUGUAGACAGUGCUUGCAGCCAACCAUAGCAAGAGUGUAAUUUUGAGGCGACAGAUCAUUUUCCCUUGAUUGACAUACAACAGACAAGCAGAAACUAGUGCCAAAUAGGUUUUUGGAUAAUAUUGACAGUGGAGAGCAAACUUAUUGAAUUUGAAUGCACAGCUUGGAACAUCGUCAACAUUGUUUUUAGUUGUUGAAUACUACACAUGAUGAGUGUUAGUUGUUCCCCAUGACAUCUGGCAGAAAAGCUUUUGCUUUUUGCAGUUUACUCCGUGGAAUGGUUAAGUGAGAAUGUAAAAUCUUCAGGAAGACCAUAACUUCUUAGCAAGUUAUAGUCAUAAUUACGUAUCAAGGAGAUUACCAGGUUUCAUAGGCUACCAACAAGCGUGUGGCUUCUAAAAACAAAUGCGCAAAGCUUAUCAAGAAAAAAUGGCUUCUGUUGAAGUAGAUAAAUUGUCGGAGCACCUUCUCAAGUGUCCCAUCUGCCUAGAAACAUACAGAACCCCAAAAGUAUUGCCUUGUCUCCAUACAUUUUGUCUUCACUGCUUAAAGGAACUCUACAAUCCCGAAGAAAGCGCAAUAGUAUGUCCAACAUGUCGAUGUGAAGUGUCAAUCCCUAAGGAAGGUGUCACAGCCUUGUCUUCUAAUUUCUUCAUCAACAAUAUGUUGGAUUUUCUCUACGUUGCUCAAAGCAGCUCCAAACCUGUUUUCUGCACAAAUUGCGAGGACAGGAACGCGGCGACUUCUCGUUGCAUCGAAUGUAUGGAGUUUCUUUGUCAGCAAUGCGUAGCUGCUCAUUAUCGUACCAAGCUCACUAAAGACCAUGAGGUUCUUGCACUGGAAGAACUACAUGGACAAGAAGUCCAUGAAAAGAUGCAUCGACCAUUACUUUGCAGCUUUCAUGAUAAAGACGUGCUGAAAUAUUUCUGUGAGACGUGUGAUGAGCCCGUUUGCAGGGAGUGUCUGAUUAUCGAUCAUAGAGAACAUCGUUAUGGCUACUUGAAGGACGUUGACAAGAAGCAUCGCUCAGAGGUUGGUGUUCUAGUAAUGAAUACCAAAAAGAAGUUGGGUCCACUAAAGGAAGCCAUCGAUUCAGUCAAAGACAUGCGCAAGAGAGCAGACUGCAAAGCCGAGGAAAUCCGACAAGAGAUCAUGCGAACAACUAAAAAAUGCUUAGAAGUUGUCAAAGAACGUGAGGAAGAACUACUUACCCAGGUAAACAAUGUACAUAAAAUGAAGGCCAAGACGCUUGAUAUCCAAGGCGAGGAACUUGAAAUGAUGCUUGGAAACUUGACCAGUGGUAUAGACUUUACUGAGAACGCCCUAAAACACGGUAAUGAAGCGGAGGUCAUGUUAGUACGAAAGCAGAUGACUUCAAGGCUGCAAGAUUUAAACCAAGUGAAGCUAGAGUAUGAACCUUUAGAAGAUGAAAUCAUUGAUUAUUCUUUGAAUCCCGAUGAAUUUCGAAUUGCCAUCGAGAAGAUGGGUACUGUUAAGAUGUACCAUUCGUACCCAAGGUUCUGUUAUGCUACAGGGGUUGGAGUUCAGCGAGCAAAGAUAGGAUUAGAAGCUGUGUUCAUGGUAACAGCCAAGGACAGGAUGAACGAGAUAUUCAGUGGUGGCGGUGAGCCUGUUAAGGUUGUCGUUAAGCCACCAGAAGGAACCCAGUAUGAAGGUAGCGUUAUUGACAACCAAGACGGUACCUACACGGUAUCCUACCAACCCAGUGAACGAGGAACUCACACUGUUUAUGUAACGAUCAGAAACAGAAACAUAGGCGGUAGUCCGUUCUCCGUCAACGUCACCGGCAGAAUGGACUACGGUAAACUAGGCAAGACGAUGAGGACAUUCGGCACUGAAGGCACUGGGGGUGGGGAAUUCAAUAUGCCUUGGGCAAUUGCCAUUGAUAACCACAACAGCUGUUUUAUCAUCACAGACUGUAAUAACCAUCGUGUUCAAGUCUUUGACUUUGAAGGGACCUUUAUGUUUAAGUUUGGCACUGAAGGUUCUGACAGAGGCCAGUUUAAGAACCCAAAAGGAGUGGCAAGGUUUCCAAAUGGACAAAUAGUUGUCGCUGACUUCAAUAAUCACCGUGUUCAAGUUUUCAACGAAGAUGGUCGAUUCUUACGAAAAUUUGGUUUCUAUGGAGCUGAAGAACCAGGCUCUAUGAAUCAUCCGUGCGGUGUUGCAUGCACAACUGGGGGAAUGAUAAUAGUUUCAGAACAGGACAAUCACCGGGUUCAGAUGUUUGACGCCAACGGUGAACUCGUUCGAAAAUUCGGUUGUCAAGGGUUUAGUAAAGGGCAGUUCAUCUACCCCCAUCAUGUGUGCGUUAACCAGCGUGGCAGGAUCGCUGUGGCUGAUUGUGUGAACGACAGAGUCCAGAUAUUUGAUCUUGAAGGAGCUUACUCCUUUAGUUUUGGCAAAGAAGGAACACAAAAUGGUUUGUUUGAUGGACCUGAAGGCGUGACGUUCGAUGACGAAGACAAUAUUAUUGUCUGUGAUUAUCACAACCAUCGCGUUCAGAUCUUCACCACUGAUGGAGUGUUUGUGUCUUCAUUUGGUCAAUUCGGUGAUGAAGAGGGCAACUUUAGGAACCCAUGUGGGAUCGCUGUGACGAAUGAUGGAAACGUCAUAGUUGUAGACAGCGGAAAUAACAGAGUACAGAUCUUCUAAAAUGGCUCAGUUUAACUGAAAAUGCAAUUAAUAUUCCAAGAAAGGAUGACAAAAAUAAAACUGACUUUUCUUUCUUUCGGGAUAUUUGCUCAAUGCAUAUGGUGCUAUAGCCCGAAAAAAACCCAUAGCACAAUUGCAAAAUCAUGCAGACAAUCCAGUACGGAAUCCAAUGUAGAUCAUGUUUUAUUCGAUAUUUAUUUUGUUACCAUAUAGUUGGGCGAUUAAGUUAGGUGAUUACCAGACUGCAUAUUAGAAUUGAAACUUCAAUCAACCUUUUGUUGUUGGAAACUUUCGUCAACCGUUGUAUCCCACCUCGUCCCCUAAUACCAUUUUUUACUAUACAUCCCUUUCUUGAUAUUUCUGGUAAAUCUCUUUAACUUGUAACAUCUUUUUUUAAACAAAAUGCAUUAUAAAGCAAAAAGCCAGAGUCGUCGAGUAUGAUUGGAGUUUAUUGGUGUUUUUAUUGCCAUCUCUUCAUAUUUCCUUUGAUUAAAAUAACGCAUACAGAAUUGUGCAAUAUACUUCUUUAUAAUUGUUGUGAUGUAACGUCAGAUUGAGAAAUCUUGCUCUCUUUCCCCCAAAACACUGUUAAAGUCGAUCCCAAUUAGAAAUUAAAGGUCGCGUGACCGUAGUACACUCA
Actinia tenebrosa (Australian red waratah sea anemone) is the source of this 3551-nucleotide messenger RNA. RefSeq names its product E3 ubiquitin-protein ligase TRIM45. Lineage: Eukaryota; Metazoa; Cnidaria; Anthozoa; Actiniaria; Actiniidae. Gene Ontology annotation, biological process: protein polyubiquitination; proteasome-mediated ubiquitin-dependent protein catabolic process. The record is from RefSeq and is a predicted model, not a curated record. Gene Ontology annotation, molecular function: ubiquitin protein ligase activity; zinc ion binding; protein binding.